AUGAAUACUUUAACAAAAAUUGCAAAACAAUUUUGUAAAUAGAUUAAAGAAAAAAAAGAAGAUUUUUUGAGCAGUGAUAGAUAUAUUUAUGCUCGACAAAAGCUUCAAAUAAUAAAUGAUCCAAAGUUUAUUUAGAAAACUAUAAAAAUAGAAGAAUCUGCAAAAGCUAAAAAUUAUUAUUUAACAAGUAAGUAAUUUCCUAUUUUACUUUGUGCUGGAACAUUAUUCUUCUAUCAUUUAUGGUAAGUAAUGCCAUAUUCCAAAAUAUUUAAACAUACAUCAAUAAGUGAAUAUACUAAAGAUCUUCUUUAUCCAAUUUUGUUGGCUCCAUCAUCACAUCAGACUACUUAGUCAUUUUUAACAUACACUCCAGCUUUAGUAUUUGGAUUGUAUUUAAAUGGAUUCUAUAUGAAUUAUAGAGGAAUGAUUGGGUUGUACUUAAUAAAUAGUUUAGUAUAAUUAUAUAUUAUUUAGCUAAGUAGUGCUGUUACUUUUUGUUAUGAAAAAUAUCGAAACGAAUAGUUAGGAAUUCCAAUGAUGUCACCAAAGACAACAGGAGCUUGUACACCAUUAGCUUAUAUAUUUUCAUUUUUUGUUCUCUCACCAGAAUAUAUGAUAAAGGUAUAAUCAAUUUGAAUAUUUAGAAAAAACUGCCUUUUGCCAUAUUCCCACUUUUAUAUUUAAUUUAUGAAAUUGAGGAAUUUUUAAUGGAUGAUCAAUAAAAUUGCCGACCAGCACAUAUUGCAUCUAUCAUUUUAGGAGCUACAUAUGGACUUAUCUUUAAAAAAUAUUACAAAUUUUUAUGA
Molecule: messenger RNA, 806 nt
Organism: Paramecium sonneborni
Lineage: Eukaryota; Ciliophora; Oligohymenophorea; Peniculida; Parameciidae
Source: the annotation of a GenBank genome assembly